Molecule: messenger RNA, 2048 nt
Organism: Neomonachus schauinslandi (Hawaiian monk seal)
Lineage: Eukaryota; Metazoa; Chordata; Mammalia; Carnivora; Phocidae
Gene: RUNX1
Product: RUNX family transcription factor 1
Exons: 6
Coding region: 122-1483 (453 amino acids)
Biological process (GO): hemopoiesis; regulation of transcription by RNA polymerase II; regulation of cell differentiation
Cellular component (GO): nucleus
Molecular function (GO): DNA-binding transcription factor activity, RNA polymerase II-specific; ATP binding; RNA polymerase II cis-regulatory region sequence-specific DNA binding
Source: RefSeq, a predicted model, not a curated record
AGCAAUAAAGGCCCCUGAACUUGUAUGUUGGUCUCCCUGGAGCUACUCGCCGAAGAUCCGCGCCCCUGUCGCCGUCUGGUAGGAGCUGUUUGCAGGGUCCUAACUCAAUCGGCUUGUUGUGAUGCGUAUCCCCGUAGAUGCCAGCACGAGCCGCCGCUUCACGCCGCCUUCCACCGCGCUGAGCCCGGGCAAGAUGAGCGAGGCGCUGCCGCUGGGCGCCCCGGACGCCGGCGCCGCCCUGGCCGGCAAGCUGAGGAGCGGCGACCGCAGCAUGGUGGAGGUGCUGGCCGACCACCCCGGCGAGCUGGUGCGCACCGACAGCCCCAACUUCCUCUGCUCCGUGCUGCCCACGCACUGGCGCUGCAACAAGACCCUGCCCAUCGCUUUCAAGGUGGUGGCUCUGGGGGAUGUCCCCGAUGGCACUCUGGUCACUGUGAUGGCAGGCAAUGAUGAAAAUUACUCAGCUGAACUGAGAAAUGCCACCGCAGCCAUGAAAAACCAAGUUGCGAGAUUCAAUGACCUCAGGUUUGUCGGUCGGAGCGGAAGAGGGAAAAGCUUCACUCUGACCAUCACCGUCUUCACAAAUCCACCGCAAGUUGCCACUUACCACAGAGCCAUCAAAAUCACAGUGGAUGGACCCCGAGAACCUCGAAGACAUCGUCAGAAACUAGAUGAUCAGACCAAGCCCGGGAGCUUGUCCUUUUCUGAGCGGCUCAGUGAGCUGGAGCAGCUGCGGCGAACGGCCAUGAGGGUCAGCCCACACCACCCAGCCCCCACACCCAACCCUCGGGCCUCCUUGAACCACUCCACUGCCUUUAACCCUCAGCCUCAGAGUCAGAUGCAGGACACAAGGCAGAUCCAGCCAUCCCCACCGUGGUCCUAUGAUCAGUCCUACCAAUACCUGGGAUCAAUCGCCUCACCUUCUGUACACCCAGCAACACCCAUCUCACCUGGACGGGCCAGUGGCAUGACAACCCUCUCUGCAGAGCUUUCCAGUCGACUCACAACGGCCUCCGACCUGACGGCCUUCGGCGACCCGCGCCAGUUCCCCGCGCUGCCCUCCAUCUCAGACCCUCGCAUGCACUACCCCGGCGCCUUCACCUACUCCCCGACGCCCGUCACGUCGGGCAUCGGCAUCGGCAUGUCGGCCAUGAGCUCGGCCACGCGCUACCACACAUACCUACCGCCGCCCUACCCCGGCUCGUCGCAGGCACAGGGCGGCCCCUUCCAGGCCAGCUCACCCUCCUACCACCUGUACUACGGCGCCUCAGCCGGCUCCUACCAGUUCUCCAUGGUGGGCGGCGAGCGCUCGCCGCCGCGCAUCCUGCCGCCGUGCACCAACGCCUCCACCGGCUCCGCACUGCUCAACCCCAGCCUCCCGAACCAGAGCGACGUGGUAGAGGCUGAGGGCAGCCACAGCAACUCGCCCACCAACAUGGCGCCUGCCGCGCGCCUCGAGGAGGCCGUGUGGCGGCCCUACUGAGGGCCUCGCGGCGGCCGGGCGGCAGGAGCGCGCCUGCCCAGGCCCAGCCCUCGCCGGGGAGAGCCCGCGAACGCGGGGUCCGCGGCCGGCGCUGGGGAGGGGGCGGGCCCCUGCGAACUGGGUUCUGGGAUCUAGCUCCGGUCUGCGCCCCCCCUAGGCCCUAGGGCCGCCUACGCCACCCGAGGCCGUACGGAGCGCCUGAGCGCCGUCACCGUGGGCCCGGCUCACCUUUUCCGAAGCUUGACCCAACCUGAGGGUGUCCGUCUCGCCACCACGCGGACGCGUCGUAAGGCAAACAGGAAGAUUCCCAGAGGGAAACUGUGAAUGCUUCUGAUUUAGCGAUGCUGUGAAUAAAAGAAAGAUUUUAUACCCUUGACUUCACUUUUUAACCAAGUUGUUUAUUCCAAAGAGUGGAAUUUUGGUUUGGGUGGGGGCGGGGAAUGCAACUCCUCUUGUUUGGUAUCUAAUUCAUAUUUUUUAAUUUUCUUUUCCAGCACCUUAUGAAUUGCAAAAUUCGUAUUUGCAUUUGGGGUGGUUUUUAUUUUUAUAUAUAUAUAAAUUUGAG